This is a messenger RNA of Ceratotherium simum simum (southern white rhinoceros), 1389 nucleotides long. It is a transcript of the gene CHCT1, whose product is annotated as CHD1 helical C-terminal domain containing 1. Lineage: Eukaryota; Metazoa; Chordata; Mammalia; Perissodactyla; Rhinocerotidae. The record is from RefSeq and is a predicted model, not a curated record.
UCAGUGCACCCUCUAGUCCUUUGUCCCAAAUCCGGAAAGAAAUGUUACAAACCCUGGUCCUCACUCUCGGGGAUCCCACGGUGUAACUGAGGAGUCGUGAAUGGUACACACGCAGGAAAAUUACUUCAAAAGCCUUAGCAGGGUUCAAAAUCAACGCAUCUGACAGUUCUCUUGGGAGAAGGGGUGCCAGCCCCUCCCGGCCGGUUUUGAGCUCUGACAAAAUCCUGGGUCUACCCGGCACAUCUUGCUCACUUCCCUAGUCCAGUUCCCAGUUGAUGGAGAUGGCUGGUGGCCGCUCUGAGGAAUGAGGGCAUGGGAGGGGGAGGGGGCCGGGCUCUGUGUUGGCAGUUGCCAUGGUUUUGCUCCCGAGUUCUGGAGCCAACCCACCCACUGCCUGAGACACUCAGGUCACAGAAGCAGUAGGUCAGAAGCCCAAGGGGCUGUGAGGAGUGCCACUCUGGAGCCCACCAGCGCCCCUGUUGAGAUGGAGGCCUCAGAUGGGCAAGGGGGUGAAGGGGACAAGCCACUAGAGAAGGUGACAGAUGGGCCCUGCUUAGAGGGGAGCGCCAGCACCAUCCCUGCCGGAGACUCACUCGUGCGCCAUACCAAGGGCCUGGGCCACGACACCUUCAAAAUUUGUAAAGAAUACCUAAGGCCACUGAAGAAGUUCUUGCGAAAGUUGCACCUGCCCAGGGACCUUCCUCAGAAGAAGAGGCUAAAAUACAUGAAGCAGAGCCUGGUGGUCCUAGGGGACCACAUCAACACCUUUCUGCAGCACUACUGCCGAGCCUGGGAAAUCAAGCACUGGAGAAAGAUGCUCUGGCGAUUUGUCUCGCUCUUCUCGGAGCUGGAGGCGAAGCAGCUUCGCAGGCUCUACAAGUACACCAAGAGUAACCAGACGGCCAAGUUCCUGGUGGCAUUCUGCCCCUUGGACGCACCGGAGAGCUCCUUGAUGGCUGGCCAGGAAGACAGUCUGCCCAAGCUCUGCAAUGCCUGGGGGCUGCACAGCAACAUCAGCAGCAUGAAGGAGAGGCUGUCCAAGAUGCAGGCCCCAGGCCAUGAGGCUGCCCUGCUGGGGGAGCCGGGAUCCCAGGUCCACGCAGGGAGAGGUUCGCUAAGUAAACUUCCUCAAAAACCAAAACUCAAGAGAAAGAGGAUUAAGGGAGCCCCAGAAAGUCCAGAGACCUGCCCGUAAGAAGACCCAGCUGGGACAGAGAGCUGGCUGGCCUGGGUCCCAGAGCUCCUGUCUCUCUUCAACACCUCUGAACCUGGGGGGAUGGCGACCAACGAGGGGAAAGAAGAAAGUUGUCUUUAUCAUAAAGGACACUCAGGUCUUAAUUAUGUGUAAAUGGGGUGCAAAAUAAACAUCCUUAAGACAGUUCUACUUUA